Molecule: messenger RNA, 585 nt
Organism: Theileria equi strain WA
Lineage: Eukaryota; Apicomplexa; Aconoidasida; Piroplasmida; Theileriidae
Exons: 3
Coding region: 1-585 (194 amino acids)
Cellular component (GO): membrane
Molecular function (GO): palmitoyl-(protein) hydrolase activity
Source: RefSeq, a predicted model, not a curated record
AUGGGAAACACUAAAUCGUUGGCAAAUUCAAUAAUUUUUCCGGCACCGCCGUCCUCGUACGAUCACCGGUUCCCGGAUUUGAUUUGGAUACCAAAGCGAUUCGCAGGAAAGAUACAAGACUACUGCCCAGACUCUACAUCUUCAACCUUUCCAGCGCUCUAUAUAGCAGCACCAAAACCAACCAACCUUUUCAUCAUUUACUUACACGGAAACUCGUGUGACAUUGGAUCAGUAAAACCAGAGUUGGACAUUAUCUGUGAAGCCCUAAAUGCAACGAUUGUAGCGGUAGAAUAUCCAGCCUAUGGGCUAUCACCCGAGCUAUCGGUUGCCACUGGACCAUCUAUUGACUUUAGGGUCAUUGCAACCGUCUACUUUUUGCUAUCGCUGGGAAUAGAACCGAGCUCAAUCAUCUUUUUUGGACGCUCGAUCGGAACUGGUCCAGCCGCAUCCAUUGCUGCGCACUUUGCCAAGAAUGGGAUCCAGUGCGGGGGGGUCAUACUACAGGCACCGUACAUUUCUAUACACAAGAUUGUACAAGGUACGUUCAAUGCGUGUUUAUAUGGAGCCUAUAAUGUGAAGUGGUGA